Striga asiatica is the source of this 1326-nucleotide messenger RNA. Lineage: Eukaryota; Viridiplantae; Streptophyta; Magnoliopsida; Lamiales; Orobanchaceae. The record is from the annotation of a GenBank genome assembly.
GACAGUUGUUGAGAUGCAGCGGCCCAGUAUGGUGAGGCCCAUUAGUCCCAACAAAAAAUAGUUUGAGAAAAUACUUCUGUUGUAUAUUUCCAACCCUGAUACCAAUAGUCGCGGUCCCUCUUCUAUUUCUCUGUACUCCGUCGUCCGCCGCCUCACUCCCCCGUCCUCCGCCUUCCCUGACAAUCCCACGCUUCCCGACCUCGUUGUCUGAAGAAGAAUAGAGCUCUUUAGUUCAACCUUUUCCUUUCUGUUGACCUAAUUUCUUCACCGGCAUUCCGCAUUAGAGGGCGUCGUGCCGUCGUCCAACACCGUACUCGUCGACAUCUACCAUUUUUGGACUUUGAGAAAUAAUGUAUAUGGGUUAUAAAGAUAGGGCAUGACAAAUGCUUACCGCUCCACCGUUUAUAAGGCUUUAAAUUUUGCUGCAGUAACUUUACGACAGUCUCCAAGUUCUCGUUGCACUUUGCAAUACCGCCCCAAGUGCUUUUUCAGACAAAUUCACAUGGCAACUAGUGACAAAAUUGGCUCAAGGGGUGCGCUAAUUGUUCUAGAAGGUCUAGAUCGUUGUGGAAAGACCUCCCAGUGUGGAAGGUUGCACUCUUACUUAGAAGAGUUAGGGCACUCCAUUGAACUAUGGAGAUAUCCUGAUAGAAAUACAGGUGUCGGGAAAAUGAUCUCUUCUUAUCUAGCCAACCAAUCGAAUUUAGAUGAUCAUGCAAUUCAUCUUCUCUUUAGUGCAAAUCGUUGGGAGACGAGAUCGCUGAUGGAAUCUAAGCUGAGGAGUGGAACCACACUUAUUGUCGACCGUUAUUCUUUUUCUGGGGUUGCUUUCUCAUCUGCAAAGGGACUUGAUAUGGAGUGGUGCAAGGCUCCAGAGGCAGGAUUGCUAGCUCCAGAUGUAGUUAUCUACCUAGACAUAUCCCCUGAGAAGGCUACCGAAAGAGGAGGUUAUGGGGGUGAGCGGUAUGAGAAGCUCGAGUUUCAGAAAAAAGUUGCUCAAUCGUAUAUGACACUUCAGGACUCAACAUGGAAGAUUGUGGAUGCAACCCUCCCCAUUGAAGAUGUCGAAGAACAACUGAGACAAAUAGUUGUAGAGUGCGUGAUGACGUGUCAGAAAGGGAAGCCUUUUGCACACUUGUGGCAGAAUUAGUUAUCUCUUUUCACGUUGAUAGCAUUAAUUAGAAUUGCAGCACGCUGAAAAUAUUCUGAAUGAUAACUGGGAGUUUGGUGGUGUUUUGUUUUUUUUUUUUUUUANUGCCCUUAUUUGCAUGAAACAUGAUUCAGGCUAGAAGCUACUAUUAUGUUAUGUGCAGAGUAAUUUAUUUU